Messenger RNA from Wallemia mellicola CBS 633.66, 1384 nucleotides. RefSeq lists its product as hypothetical. Bases 1 to 354 code for a protein of 117 amino acids. The transcript is spliced from 2 exons. Lineage: Eukaryota; Fungi; Basidiomycota; Wallemiomycetes; Wallemiales; Wallemiaceae. Gene Ontology annotation, biological process: autophagosome assembly; protein folding in endoplasmic reticulum. Gene Ontology annotation, cellular component: membrane; endoplasmic reticulum; EMC complex. The record is from RefSeq and is a predicted model, not a curated record.
AUGAAUUCAGCAAAUAAUGUACAAUUUAACGAAGAAGAAAAGCGUGAACCAAUUUAUACAGACAAUCAAUUGAAGAAUAAUAGAGAAUUAUUCGUUAUAAGGUCAACGCUGUCUAUGUUCCUCGGUGGUGUAGCUGGCGUAUUGGGUUUGACAAACUUGUAUGGCUUGAUAUUCUAUCUACUACUAGCGCCAUCAUUACCUUUACUGAUAAUUACUUUAAAAACACAAUCAACUCAAUAUCAAUCUUACUACAAGGAUGGUUUAUCAGAAAUCGUCAUACCAACGAGCGAUAGCUUGUUUGGCUUUAUUUUAGUAUGGACAAUGGCAUACGGUUUAGUUCAUUUGUACGAAUAAAUUGUUUAGAUAUCACAGACAUAUCCAGUUGGAUGAAUGUAUCCACUCAUGUAGAGCUUGUCAUUUGCUCUAGCUACAGUUGUUACAGUUGAAACUUCUGUACCAUCAUCAGCUAGUAUCAAUUCAGCUCUCCAUCUGUAGUGUGUCGAACCUGGUGCAGGUGGUUCACCAUAGAUACGCUUAUAUGAAGCCUCGCUGACUUCAGUCUUACGAAGGCGGUAGAUUCUAACAGGUGAUCUUCCUGUGUAUGGGUUAUUUUGACUCUUGAGGAACUUAUGAAUCUGUGGCAUCGUUGCGAUGUACAAUUCAUCAUUUAUUGGGUCGUAAGAAACGUUAUCCAUCAUUGAACCUAAGUGGAAUUGUUGAAUCUGUACUAAAGUAUCAUCUGGUUGUCUUUCCAUAACGAGUGGUUUACCAUCGUUCAUUUGGUUGAUAACAUAAUGAUCAUCAUCAAUUCUAGCAAUUCCAUUGAGUGAAACGAAUGAACCAAUUGAUUUACACUCUCCUUCGGCGUUACAGUGUCCAAGUGUAGAAGUAGCGAAAUCGGUGAUAGCAAGUACCUGAUCGAUGAGACCUCUCCAGACUCUGGUUGGUUUAUCAUUUGUGAAGUAUAUACCACCUUUACCAUCAGAAGCGACAGCGUUAAGUGCAUACAUUACAUUCUGAUCAUUAAAUGAUCUAACAUGAGUGAGCUUAUUUGAUGAUUUAUCAGUUUUGUAGACUUCUACAGUUUCAGUAGUAGGGAAAUCUGGACCACCAGUUUCAUUCUUAGCAUGGUUAACAAGGUAGAUAGUAGCGGAACCGUCUGAGUUGUCAACGACAUCAAUACCAUGUGUACCAAGACCACCUUCUGGAAGGGUGUUCAUUGACAUUUUUGAGAACUUAUUUGUUGCUAAAUCAUACUUUCCAAUAAAAUCCUCAUUUGUUUGCUCUUUAUAAACCCCAUGACCGGGACCCCAGAGAAGUCUUGAUUCUACCGGUGCGCAACUGAGGUAUAAAGCGUUACCGGAUGGGUGAUAACGGAUGUCUU